UUCACACAUUCUCCUUCCCAUUGAACUGCUUUACAUAGACAUAGUCGUGUUUUUGAGCAGGUUGUAAAGUUAAUCUGACAAAAACAUAAAUAAGGGCUUGAUUAAAGCCAACCUACAUUUAGACUUUUACAACAAUAUUACGACAAAACGCAGAACUACAAAAAGAACCGCAACGAACAAAUGUAUAAUCGAAAACAUCAUCGGUAUUUAACCAAAUAAUUUGUUUUACUCCGAAAAGGAGAACAUGUUAAAUGCCACUCGGGGACUUCUAAUAUUGUCGGUGAAUCGAGUCAUUUAAACAAACACUAAAACGAGUCGUUGCUAAUGCUAUUUCAAGCACGUGGGCAACUUUACCUCGCAUAUAAGUAAAUAAAUACUCUCAGUGUGAAAGCAUCCAACUGGAACACAUACAUAAACACUAAACAAAACCAUAAAAAAAAAAAUCGAGAACGAAAUAGAAACCACCGUAUUUAAACAAGAACUUAUAAAUCUACUUUAAUCGAAUAUGCGUAAUAUACUUUUGAGUGAGGACUCAAACGAACGGCGAGUCGGUUCAUUUGCGCGAACCGAUUCUCUAAAAUGAUUCAAACUUUUCCGUCGACGUCAAGAGCGAGAUCAUCAACAUAAAGAACAUAAAGAGACAAUUUCCUGAAACUCUGACUUAGUCUACGCCUGAGUCUCUGCAAGAACCACCAACAAAAUAUGAGUCGGUUGAGGACAAGAUCACACUUCGUGCACGUGCAAAGGUUCUUCAUUCAUUUGAAUGCUUUUGGUUUGGAAGCGUAACCAAGUCCAUUGCGCAAAGUGAUAGGUUAUAAUGGCCAACUGCACCCUCAACAUCACAGAUGGCAUCCAGAUUUUCCAGUUAGCCACGUCUAUACCUACAUUCAUCAUGGGAGUUCUGGGGAACGCCUACAUCUUAAUAAUGUUCUGCCGUCAGCCCAGAUCAGAGUGGAACUACGUAAAGAUCUACAUUACCAAUAUGGCCAUCGCCGACUGCAUUUUGUUAGUGAUCUUGCCCAUCAAGAUUGCUUCAUUCUACCAGAAUUUGGAGGGAACUUCACAACUAUGGGACCAUUCGAACAAGGAAUUGUGUUAUGUACUUGUGUCGGUUUACUACGUCAACAUGUACGUUAGCAUCUUCACCGUGACCGCCAUAAGUGUUGUGCGUUAUGUGGCCAUCAAGUUCCCUAUGAAGGCAAGUGGUGUUCUGUCAUGCAGGAGAGCUAUGGUGGUCUGUGCGCUCAUAUGGGUGGUGAACUGCUCUUUCAGUGCUGCCUUCCACCGCGUGGACGACCCUAAACAAAACGCAACGAUCAAGUGCUUUCAGAAGAACAAGACAGAGGAGUUACCAUUGGUCUUCAUUCUGGUGUUGAACAUAGUUGGGUUCCUCCUGCCCGUCCUAAUCAUGUUGUAUUGCUCCAUCAAAGUCAUCGCUAAGCUACGAAAAGAGUUGGAGAUCGGUUCUCGUGUUGAAAAGGUCCAAUGCAUCUUCAUCAUCGCAGCCAAUUUGGUUGUUUUUGUCAUAUGCUUUUUCCCAGUCCACUUGGGGUUUCUGUUCAAGUACAUAACGCAAGCUAACAAUUACAGUUGCGACGUGCAGUUUUUAGCACACAACUUUGUGCAUGGUGCUAUGUGUAUUUCCAGUAUGAACUGUGGUUUGGACAGUUUUAGUUAUUAUUUUGCUACCAAAAGGUCAUGGAAUAUGUGCUGCACGGAUAAAACAAGAAAUGAAGAAUAUGAAUGCGUUUCCCGUUCAAAGUCCCAAAUGUAAUUUAUAGCUUAAUGAGAUUUAUUGUCACCAUUAUAAUGACUAUGGCUGGUGACACUUUAUAAGCAGUCCAACCAUUAAAUAUGGCUUAAAACAUGAUUUUAAUACAUUUAAAAAGUACAUAUGAAAGUAUUGUUCCAUGACAUUUUGACUUUGAUCUGGAAAGUUAUUAUAAAUUGUAUUCUUCUGGAAAGUUGCACCAUUUUCAGACAUGUUUAAAAGGCAUAUAUGGACAAAAAUCGUCAUA
This is a messenger RNA of Xyrauchen texanus (razorback sucker), 2018 nucleotides long. Its product is annotated as G-protein coupled receptor 55-like. Gene Ontology annotation, molecular function: G protein-coupled receptor activity. Bases 818 to 1774 code for a protein of 318 amino acids. The record is from RefSeq and is a predicted model, not a curated record. Gene Ontology annotation, biological process: phospholipase C-activating G protein-coupled receptor signaling pathway; positive regulation of Rho protein signal transduction. The transcript has 3 exons. Gene Ontology annotation, cellular component: membrane. Lineage: Eukaryota; Metazoa; Chordata; Actinopteri; Cypriniformes; Catostomidae.